Messenger RNA from Phyllostomus hastatus (greater spear-nosed bat), 1053 nucleotides. RefSeq names its product leucine rich repeat containing 69 (gene LRRC69). The transcript is spliced from 8 exons. Gene Ontology annotation, molecular function: protein binding. The record is from RefSeq and is a predicted model, not a curated record. The coding region runs from base 1 to 1053 and encodes 350 amino acids. NCBI's taxonomy places the organism in Eukaryota, Metazoa, Chordata, Mammalia, Chiroptera, Phyllostomidae.
AUGGCUGAAAGGUUGUUAGUAAGAGCAUUGAAUGGUGGUGAAAGCACUAAGAUUGUUACCUUGAAUGGGAAGAAGAUGACUAAGAUGCCCUCAGCAUUAGAGAAACUGCCGGGACUGAAGGCUCUACACCUUGAGAAUAACCUGAUCUCCAAAGUGUGCUCAGAGAUAUGCGCCUUGACCCAGUUGACAACACUUAAUCUGGGAAACAACCUUUUAGAAGAAGUUCCAGAAGAGAUGAAAUACCUUACCUCCCUGGAGAGGCUCCAUUUGUUUGGAAAUAGAAUUAAUAGAUUUGCACCUGCAGCAUGUGACGGCUUACGAAAUUUGAUCCUGCUUAAUCUGAAUCACAAUCAGCUCACAUCGAUUCCUGAAGAAAUCAGCAGAUUAAAAAAUCUUACAUAUUUAAGUAUAAAUCAUAACCGGAUCACCAGUAUUCCUAGAGAACUUUGUUUUCUUGAGAAAAUUUCUGAACUUCAACUUAACUACAAUCGGCUCACUUGCAUACCUGAAGAAAUUAAGUUCAUGCACAUGCUCCAGAAGCUUUUUUUGGUCAGGAACAACAUUGAAGUUUUGCCAGAGAGAUUUUGUGAUCUUAUAAACCUAAGAGUCCUAAAUAUAGCUGGAAAUAUUAUUCGGACAUUUCCACCAGGAUUUCAGAAUCUGAAGCUGAGGGAAUUCUACUGUGAGGAAAACCCACUGUUCCUGAAGCAGCCAGUCAGGGCUGCGAUAAAGCAGGAUGUCUGGAGUCUACAGGAAAUAACAUCAAGAUUUAUAAUGAACCAGCUAGAAGAAAAUAAUCCUUUCUUAAUGCAAGCCAUAGAAGGGUACCCAGAGGUCAAGAACACACUCUCUAAGGGAAGAGAAUGUGCAAUAUGUGGAAAGUUUUUUUUAACCACAUGGAUGGAAUGUGUUGAAUUUGUUUCUCCAUCAAAGAACUGGAAGAUAAGCAGAAAUCUACAUCACGUACCCCUUCGAAUAUUAAUUUGUUCUUUCAAAUGUUUUAAUCAACGUGGCAGUAACCUGUUUGGAAUUGCCAAAGUGCAGAGCAAGUGA